Molecule: messenger RNA, 492 nt
Organism: Lolium rigidum
Lineage: Eukaryota; Viridiplantae; Streptophyta; Magnoliopsida; Poales; Poaceae
Exons: 5
Coding region: 1-492 (163 amino acids)
Source: RefSeq, a predicted model, not a curated record
AUGGCCGUUUUUCUACCAGUGUCACUGAUUGCUUCACCCUGUCCCUGUGGCACCAGAACUCGAGAGGAUAGAUUAGUGAAGAGGCUGCCUCGACUUUAUCGGUGGCCGCAUGACUGGGGUUUUGUAUCAGUGGAGUCUAGAAUAGACAAGUUCAAGUCCCGUGGUUACCCCUUACCAGUUUUGGAGGAUUGUGGCAUGGAAUUGCGUUAUAAUUUUGAGGAUCAAUUUAGUGAAGAUAUCUGGAGCAAACUCGCAAAAAGAGUAGCUUCAAAUAUGUCUCGAAGUGUUGUCGCAUUGGCUUCAUUCAGUGGUGGAGCAAGGCUUUUUGCUUGCACAGGUGUAUCCAUAGACUGCAACGGGUCCACCACAAGAGUUCUGACCUCGGGAAGUUUGGUUAGAAGUUGUAUCCAUGAAAGCAAGGUUGCUGAUGACUUAAAGAUUGAGGUGGGCCUUCCAGAUAAACGACAUGUCCCAGGGACGUUGCAACAUUAG